GACCCAUCUGAACGACUUGGAUGUCGAACAGACAUUGAAGAAUCAUUGACGGAAAUGAAAGAGCAUCCUUUCUUCAAAAACACCGUUGAUUGGGAAGCGUUGGAGCAGAGACAAGUUGCACCUCCCUACAAUCCAUCUGUGGAAAGCGAUCGCGAUCUUCAGCAUUUCGACACUCAGUUCACCGACGAAGCACCAAACUUGACUCCUGAUGAUCCGAACGUCAUUGCUAAAAUAGACCAAAGCGAGUUUGAUGGGUUUGAGUACGUUAAUCCGUUGCAAAUGAGCAAAGAGGACGCUGUGUAG
Molecule: messenger RNA, 303 nt
Organism: Haemonchus placei
Lineage: Eukaryota; Metazoa; Nematoda; Chromadorea; Rhabditida; Trichostrongylidae
Source: the annotation of a GenBank genome assembly